Molecule: messenger RNA, 1386 nt
Organism: Notodromas monacha
Lineage: Eukaryota; Metazoa; Arthropoda; Ostracoda; Podocopida; Cyprididae
Source: the annotation of a GenBank genome assembly
AUCGAUCCUGCAAAGCGGCCGUCGAAAACGCACAGCACGUUCUCUGCUGCAGCCUUUAAUUACAUGAACUCGAUCCUCGGCAGCGGGGUCAUAGGCAUGUCCUUCGCACUGAAAGAAACCGGAAUCGGACUCGGCAUCAUGCUCCUAGUCUUCGUAGGCAUCAUCAAUGACAUCUCGCUCGUGCUCAUGGUGAAGGGUGGGAAUUUGGCAGGCGUGUCGACGUACCAGGACCUGAUGAUGUUUGCUUUCGGCCGAAAGGGUUUCUACGUACUGACAGUGCUACAGUUCAUCUACCCCAUCAUUGCAAUGAUAAGCUACAACAUCGUGAUCGGAGACACUUGGUCUCGCCUGAUGGUGCGGCUCACGAAACUACCGCCUACGCACGCUGUUUGUCGACGCGAGUUCGUCAUCGUCGUCAUGACGCUGUUAUGCACUCUGCCCAUGAGCCUGUACAGAAACAUCACCAAACUAGGAAAAAUCUCUCUUGUCUCCGUCGUUUUCCUGGUGCUCAUCCUCAUCAUCAUCGUUGCGCGCUUCGUCACGCUCGGGGAUCUCAUUGAACCGACUCCAGACGCCUGGAGUUUUGCGAAUUCCGGAAUCACGCGGGGAAUCGGAGUCAUGUCUUUCGCCUAUAUGUGUCAUCAUAAUUCCUUCCUGUUGUACAAUUCCAUGGAUGAACGAUCUUUGGAAAAAUGGGAGAAGGUGACACACAUCUCGGUUGCUGCGUCGGCUGUAUUUAUAGUCAUCUUUGGAACAUUCGGCUACGCUACUUUCACUGGGCUGACUCAAGGGGAUUUGCUGGAAAACUACUGCCAAGACGACGACUUGGUGAACGUGGCCCGAGCGAUUUUCAGCGUGACAGUCAUGAUGACGUUCCCCAUUGAAUGCUUCGUUGCGCGAGAAGUGAUCGAACGCACGUUUUGGUCGGCACACGACACCAUCACCCUGGAAGAUGGUGUCGAGAGAAUCGAGGCUGCGACACCAUGGUAUCGUCACAUGGUCAUCACUGUCGGCACGGUCGUUUUCGUGUGCAUCGUGACGCUGUUCGUGGACUGUCUCGGCGCUGUUCUGGAACUCAACGGUCUCCUCGCGGCAAUUCCGCUCGCUUACAUCCUGCCCACAGCGUGCUUCAUCCGCAUCGACUCUAGCAGUCCGCGGACGUCGAAGCUGAAACUUAUGGCCUACGUGUGCUGCGUCUUCGGGGUGCUCGUCUCCUUCGUCGGCCUCAUUAUGUUCAUCAUUGAUUACAGCUCAGACUCUGUGUCGUCUUGCUCGCACGGCACUGAAAUGCCUUAUUGCCCGCUCCCGAUUGUGUCCAGCGCGAAGACGGGCCUGGCUGCGAUGGCCAAAAAUGCUUCUCUCACCCGCACUGGGUUCGGGCGCUCU